CUACUACAAAAUCACUGUCACCUGGCUUUCAAGUAGGAAUUUUAUUUGCGGUGUUUGUUUCCUAACUUUCACUAAGUCUAAGUGAUGUGAAAGAUCCCCAGCAUAUCUGUUUUUACCUUUUUAUUGUAAUCGUACAACCAUCAUGUAAAACAUAUGUUCUAUCAAUAAGCGAAAAAUUUAGAUAGAAUUGAAAGGCUAGCGUAACUACUGUCUGUCACGGUACCUACUCAUCGCUCAAUUCUGCAACUGUCACAUUUACAAGAGCUAGGUCAUCGUCUCAUGGAAAAAUAAUGCCAGUGAAAGUAGACAUUACACCACCUCCACCAGCUAAUUCAAAACAACCUGGUGUGACAAAAUCCCUCCUUUACAACGGCUCUAAAUUUCAAGGACAUCAAAAAAGUAAAGGCAACUCUUAUGAAGUCGAAGUAGUUUUGCAGCACGUAGACGAAGAAAAUUCAUACCUUUGUGGAUAUUUAAAAAUAAAAGGUUUAACAGAGGAAUUUCCAACACUCACAACAUUCUUUGAUGGUGAAAUAAUUUCAUCCAAAUAUCCCUUUCUAACAAGAAAAUGGGAUGCUGAUGAAGAUGUUGAUAGGAAACAUUGGAGUAAAUUUGACUUAUUUGUACCAUAUUUAAAGACUUUCAACUCGGAUUCAUUUGAUUAUGAGUCUCUAGCAAAGGCUGAUUAUGUGUUUAUGAGAUGGAAAGAACAUUUUUUAGUUCCGGAUCAUACAAUAAAGGAUAUAAAUGGUGCUUCUUUUGCUGGUUUUUAUUAUAUAUGUUUUCAUAAGUCUGCAGCCACAAUAGAAGGAUAUUAUUACCACCGGAGCUCAGAAUGGUAUCAGUCAUUGACUUUAAGUCAUGUUCCUGAACACAGCAUUCAAAUAUAUGAGUUCAGAUGAAAAUAUUUGUUACUAAAAUUUGGAACAAUAUUUUUGUGUCUACUAGUACUUACUUGUUCAUAAAAAAGAAAAGUAUUUGUUAAUAUUCAGAUGCAGAAAAAAAAGAUGGUUCAUUUCACCAACAAAAAUCAAUUAAAAACAUUUAAAAAAAACUAAACAAAAUGAGACAUGUCUGUUCUUGCACAUAUUUGAAUAACUGAGAUUCAUUGUUCUUGUUGAUCGAGAAAAAUGAGUGUAUUAUUUGAAAUUUUUCAUUGUAUUACUUAGUGUAAUUAUGUAGAUAAAGAAGUAAGUUUCAUGAUGCUGCGUAUGUGAUAAUUUGUACAAAUGACUUGAAUGUAAGUAGAUUAUUGUGUUGCUAGUCGUUUUUUUCUAUGUAGUGUUUUCCCAGCUUUUUUCUGUUUAGUAUCAAACGGCUUCCAUUUUUGUGGGCUGUGAUGAUAUAGAGUAAAUGCCUAUUAAGAUCAAUUAUUGCUGCCUUAUCAGUAUCAGUUUUUUUGUUUAUGGCAUAAAUAGCAAUUUUAGUCCAAAGUCAUCUUAGCUUCCAAUCAAAUUUAAUGAAAUAUGUGCAGGAUCAGAAAAUUUUGUUGUACAACUUGAUGAACAGACAGAACAGACCUUAAUUUUAAAUGUAGUAUCAAGAAUUCAAUAUGAUUUUAUUGAAGCAUUGAUAAAUACGUUUUUUUAAAUAAAACAUCUUAUAAAUAA
Molecule: messenger RNA, 1610 nt
Organism: Bombyx mandarina (wild silkworm)
Lineage: Eukaryota; Metazoa; Arthropoda; Insecta; Lepidoptera; Bombycidae
Product: glucose-induced degradation protein 4 homolog
Biological process (GO): protein targeting to vacuole; negative regulation of gluconeogenesis; proteasome-mediated ubiquitin-dependent protein catabolic process
Cellular component (GO): GID complex
Source: RefSeq, a predicted model, not a curated record